Molecule: messenger RNA, 573 nt
Organism: Medioppia subpectinata
Lineage: Eukaryota; Metazoa; Arthropoda; Arachnida; Sarcoptiformes; Oppiidae
Source: the annotation of a GenBank genome assembly
AAGUAAAUGAAUUAUUAAUAUAUAAGUUGUUAUUGAUAUAAAAGUUGUGUUUUCUAUGUUUGUGUGUUUGAAAUGAUGAAACGUUUGGGAAGAUCUCAUAAACACAGCGACAAACCAACCGAAAAGCAAAGUGAAAAACAAUCGAUUAUUGAACAAUACUUUUCGCAACUGCCGGCCAACAAAGUGCCGCGAUUGGGAACGCCGGGCGAGAAAUACCGGGACCGACAGCUUAUCGUACAGCUGCCCAAACAGGACUUAGCUCUGGCUUAUUGUAAAUUCAUAGAACCCGACAAUUGGAAACUCUUUGAAGACUUCGUCAAUACUAGAAAUGAAUGCGCGCUCGACAUCGGCUUCAUUAAGAUUUGUUUGGAUAAAAUCGCCGAGUGCAAGAAUUGUAAAAAAUCGAUUGCAACGCAAGAGAUAGGAGUGGUUGCGCCCAAAUUUGGGGAACAGGUCUCGUGGCACCCGAACUGCUUUGUAUGCAAUGUCUGCGAAGAGCUUUUGGUUGACUUGACUUACUGUGCAAAAGAUGGUAAACUCUUUUGCGAACGACAUUACGCCGAAACACUCAAA